This is a messenger RNA of Oncorhynchus nerka (sockeye salmon), 611 nucleotides long. Its product is annotated as fatty acid-binding protein, liver-like. Gene Ontology annotation, molecular function: fatty acid binding. The record is from RefSeq and is a predicted model, not a curated record. Gene Ontology annotation, cellular component: cytosol; nucleus. Gene Ontology annotation, biological process: fatty acid transport. Lineage: Eukaryota; Metazoa; Chordata; Actinopteri; Salmoniformes; Salmonidae. Bases 117 to 497 code for a protein of 126 amino acids. The transcript has 4 exons.
UGAGGGAGGAGAGAGUGCUUUCUUAAUAAAGACACUUGUCACAACCAUUGGACUUACCAUCCAUUUGCCUUUAGUUUGAACAACUGCCUGCUGCUAAUCCCAAUACUGAGCUGGACAUGGCAUUCAAUGGACAAUGGAAAAUCCACAGUCAGGAGAACCAUGAAGAGUUUCUUAAAGCAAUGGCUGUCCCUGAGAUGUUGAUCAAAAUGAUCAAGGGUGUCAAGCCAACGACAAUAAUUGAGCAGAAGGGCGACGACUUCACCAUCAGAGUUGAGACUCCCCUCCGUACUGUCACCAACUCAUUCACUAUAGGGAAGGAGGCAGAAAUCACUGCCAUGGAUGGGAGAAAGUUUAAGUGUACUGCCAGACUGGAGGAUGGGAAGCUCAUCUGCGAUACAGAGAAGUUCUCCCACAUCCGAGAAAUCCAAGGGGAAAACAUGGUUGAGACUAUCACUGCGGCCUCAACAACCCUCACCAGGAUAAGCAAGAGAGUCUGAUCUCUAAAGCCACAGAGACAAGGAUUACAUGUUCAAUUAAUUCAUUUAAAUGACCUUUUAUUUCAGGUAAUAUAAUAGCUAUAAAAUAUUACAUUAAAAUGACAAAUGACUCGA